AUGGUAAUGGAGGCGUCCCCGUCCCCCUCCCCGCAGAGCGUCGGCCGCGAGUUCGUCCGUCAAUACUACACUCUGCUCAACAAGGCGCCCGCACACCUGCAUAGAUUCUACAACAACUACUCGUCGUUCGUGCACGGCGGGCUGGAUGCUCCCAACCGCGAGACGCUGCCGGUGGUGGGCCAGAAGCAGAUCCACAACCGCAUCCAGCAGCUCAACUUCCGCGACUGUCACGCCAAGAUCAGCCAGGUGGACGCGCAGGCCACGCUCGGCAACGGGGUCGUCGUGCAGGUCACCGGCGAGCUGUCCAACGCCGGCGCGCCCAUGAGGCGCUUCACGCAGACCUUCGUGCUGGCCGCGCAGUCGCCCAAGAAGUACUACGUGCACAACGACAUCUUCCGCUACCAGGACGUGGUGUUCUCGGACGAGGAGGGCGAGGGCUCCGGCCGCUCGGACGCCGAGGAGGAGGACGCGGCCGCCGGCGGGUACUUCCCCCCCGCCUUCCCGCCGCAGCCCUUCCCCGCGCCGCCGCACGCGCAGCUCGUGUCGCUGCCCGCCUCGCCGCACCUCAACGGACACCCUCACGACGACCCCGCGCGCCACCUCGCGGCCGCGCUGCAGGCCGACCCCUCCGCCAUGUGUCCCGCCGCGCCGGCCGGAGCCCCCUCGACUCUGCGCCCCGUGUCCUCGGCCGGCGCCCCCGCCCCCGCCGCCGCCGCGGUCCCCGAGCGGGAGGAGGACCCGGCCCCGGAGCCCGAGCGCGAGCCGACGCCUCCGCCCCAGCAGCCGACCCCUCAGCCGACGCCUCAACCCGUGGUGACCGCUCCGCCGGAACCCAAGACGUACGCCAACUUGCUCAAGUCCGGGUCGAGUGCUAAUACGACCCGCGGCUCGCCCCCCGCGCCGCCCGCCCCCGCGCCCGCACCCUCUGCCGCGCCGGCGCCCGCCUCGCACGAGCCCCGCGCCCGCCCGCCCCGGAGCGCCCAGCCACAGCAGCAAGCCGGCAGCCAGGAGGGCGGUCGUCGGUACUCGGACGCCCAGCAGUUGUUCCUGGGCAACCUGCCUCACUCGGCCACGGAGGAGAGCCUGCGCGCCAUCUUCUGCCGCUUCGGUCCCGUGGCCGAGCUGCGCGUGCACAGCAAGCCCGCCGCGCCCGGAGCGCCGCGCCACCCCAACUACGGCUUCAUCACCUACGAGACGGCGCAGGCCGCCGCUGACUGUCUGCAGGCCGCCGCCAACGAGCCGCUGUACUUCCCCGGCGAGGGCGGAGAGGGCGGCGAGGGCGCCGGCGUCAAGCUCAACGUGGAGGAGAAGAAGACCCGCGGCCGCGAGCCCCCGCGCCGCCGCCCGCUGUCCUCGCACCGCGCCUCCUUCCAGCCGCGACAGAACUUCCGCCGCUAG
Danaus chrysippus (African queen) is the source of this 1398-nucleotide messenger RNA. The record is from the annotation of a GenBank genome assembly. NCBI's taxonomy places the organism in Eukaryota, Metazoa, Arthropoda, Insecta, Lepidoptera, Nymphalidae.